AAUCUUUCACUGGAUUUCUUUUAGUAUUGCAGAGAUAUAAUGCAUGUUUUUUGUUUUUUUUUUUUUGUUUGUUUGUUUUUUUUUUUUGUUUUUCUCAGAACUUAUAUAGGUCCUGGGAGACCGGAUAUAGUGACUUAUAGUGAAUGCAGGGUCUGGGCGAGACCGGAUAUAGUAAAUGCAGGGUCUGGGGGAGACCAAAUAUAGUGAAUGCAGGGUCCGGGGAGAGCGGAUAUAGUGAAUGCAGGGUCCUGGGAGAGCGGAUAUAGUGAAUGCAGGGUCCGGGGGAGACCGAUAUAGUGAAUGCAGGGUCCGGGCGAGAGCGGAUAUAGUGAAUGCAGGGUCCUGGGAGACCAGAUAUAGUGAAUGCAGGGUC
Staurois parvus is the source of this 373-nucleotide messenger RNA. Lineage: Eukaryota; Metazoa; Chordata; Amphibia; Anura; Ranidae. The record is from the annotation of a GenBank genome assembly.